AUGAUCGUCAACGGUGCAUCUGAUACCGUUUUGUGUCAUUGUUUUCCAAAUUAUUUAGACGGUCCUGCACUUGAUUGGCUUUGUGCUUUACCUGCAGGUUCAAUUUCGCGAUUCCAACAACUGGCCAAGCAAUUUGAGGACCACUUCGCUGGCUCCGCAAUUUAUUUGCACGACUCAGACUAUCUGAAUACAAUUAAGCAAGGACAAAAUGAGAGCCUGAAAGACUAUAUGACUCGUUUUACGAAGGUCACCAUAAGCAUAACUGACCUCCACCCUGAAGUUCACCUUCAUGCCAUCAAAAGCGGACUUCGACCUGGGAAAUUCCAAGAGACGAUCGCCGUAUCUAAAUCGAAAACACUCGUCGAGUUUCGAGAGAAAGCGAAAGGCCAGAUUGAUAUUGAGGAGCUGAGACAAGCUCGGAAGUCCGACAAAACGAACUACAGAGACGAGGAAAAAGUGUAUAACAGUAAGAAAAAUUUUAAACUAACCCCUCGUUUUGACUCUUAUACACAGUUCAACGCCAAACGGGAGGAUAUAAUCAAAGAGAUCCUGAACUCAAAAUUAAUCAAACCACCAAGAAAGGCGGGGACAUAUCAGGAUACAAAAUACGUCGACAAAUCUAAGUACUGCGCCUUCCAUCAGAAGCACGGCCACACAACCGACAAAUGUGUCGUCGCAAAAGACCUCUUGAAACGGUUGGCUCGGCAAGGGCACCUUGACAAGUAUAUUGGAGGACACAUUCAAAAAUGUACUCCAACCUCUAUAGGCAAUAAUCCAUCCAAACAACCAAGCCGAGGAAAGGACAAGCCAUCCUCGACCCAGUAUGACCAACCACGAGGUAUCAUCAAUUGUAUUUCAGGAGGAGGUGCCAGUGGGGGCUCAUCCAACUUGGCUAGGAAAAGAUCUUUCCGAACAAUAUACUCGGUACAAGGAGCACAACAGGACCACCAACUAAACCCUCAAUUCCCCCAAAUGACGUUCACACAAGCAGAUUUCAAAUCCAAUAUUCAAAACUUAGACGACCCCGUAGUCAUCAUAAUUCAAUUGGGAGAUCUACUAGUAAAAAAUGUACUCUUAGAUCCAGGGAGCAGCGCCGACGUUUUGUUUUACUCUACAUUUCAAAAAAUGAAGCUAAGCGACAAUAACCUGCAACCAACAGGAGGAGACCUCGUCAGUUUCUCAGGUGAACGAGUCCCAAUACUGGGAUCAGUGUGGUUGAGAACCGCACUGGGUGAGUACUCUCUAUCUAAAACAUAUGAUAUUCAGUACUUAGUAGUCAAUUGCUUCAGCCCAUAUAACCUUAUACUUGGCCGACCUUUCUUAAACAAGUUCGGCCCAAUAGUAUCCACAGUUCACCUUUGUGUCAAGUUUUUUGUGCAGGACGAACAUAUCGUAACCAUUCAUGGGGAUCACAAAGAAGCACGGCAUUGCUAUAACAUCAGAAUGAAGUUUCAAAACGGACCAAAACAACCUCAAAUCAACAACGUCCUCAGCACCGCUAGCAGUUCGGAGCUCGCCGAUCUAAACCCUAGAGCGGACUUCCUUGAGAGACCUACACCAACAGGUGAGCUACGAAAAAUACAUUUCAACAAGGAUCCUAACAAAUACACCUUUGUAGGUACAGCAAUAAGCAAGGACGAACUAGAUGCGAUAGAAAAUUUUUUACAAGCAAAUGCCGACUUAUUUGCUUGGACGCCCUCUGAUAUGCCCGGCAUCGACCCCCAGAUCAUUAGCCACAAGCUGGCUAUCAAUCCUUCUGUCCAACCAAUUCAACAGAAGAAGAGAAACCUCGGCGAAGAAAAGAAACAAGCCUCAUUAGAGGAAACUCAGAAGCUGAUUAAUGCCGACUUCAUCAGAGAGAUCAAAUUCACUACUUGGCUCGCCAACGUCGUUAUGGUAAGGAAAUAA
Molecule: messenger RNA, 1908 nt
Organism: Arachis ipaensis
Lineage: Eukaryota; Viridiplantae; Streptophyta; Magnoliopsida; Fabales; Fabaceae
Source: RefSeq, a predicted model, not a curated record